AUGGCAAUAGCUGAGAAAGUCCAGAAACACCCAAAACGCCUGAAACACCAAAAUCGCGCGCCCGAAACACCAGAAACUCCUCAAACACCAAAAACGCCUAAAACACCAAAAUCGCCAAAAACACCUCAAACACCCAAAACACCAAAAACGCAUAAAACGCCUGAAACUCUUGAAACGCCUAAAACACCAAAAUCGCCCAAAACUCCACCCCCACCACCUCUAAUAUAUUCUUCUCCACCCCUUCCAUCGCCUGCUUCAACUCCAACACCUCCAAGUACUUCAACUCCACCCUCGUCGACUCCCCCACCAUUGUCACCAUCACCACCUUCACCAACACCUCCUACUCCAACUACUUCCACUCCACCUCCCUCCACUCCAAAUCCUCCAACUCCAUCUUCACCUUCUCCAACACCUCCUACUCCAUCUCCAUCUACUCCUACUACAACUCCUCCCUAUUCCUCUCCUCCUCCUCCACCACAUCAUACCCCAUCACCACCUACUUCUUCCUCUCCUCCUCCCUCACCUCCUUCUACCUCUCCAAAGACUGUCAGAUGCAAGAACAAGAAUUACCCUCAGUGCUACGAUAUGGAGCAAGUGUGUCCCAGCUCAUGCCCAGGUGGAUGUGAGGUUGAUUGUGUCACUUGCAAACCUCUUUGCAGGUGUGAUAGGCCAGGAGCAGUUUGCCAAGAUCCUCGUUUCAUAGGCGGCGAUGGCAUCACCUUCUACUUCCAUGGCAAGAAACAUCGCAACUUUUGCCUUGUAUCCGACACCAACCUCCAUAUCAACGCCCACUUCAUCGGCAGGCGAAACCAGAACAUGAAGAGGGACUUCACUUGGGUCCAGUCAAUUGGAAUCCUCUUCAGCAAACACCAACUUCUUGCCGGUGCACAGAAAACCACCACAUGGGACGACUCCGUUGACCGCCUCGCCCUCUCCUUUGAUGGUGAGCCUAUCGUCCUCCCGGAAUCCGAAGCUGCAAGGUGGCAGUCCUCAAGCUCUCCAAGUGUGGUCAUCAUCAGGCUUGCUGACACAAACAGUGUCAUGGUUGAAGUUGAAGGACGCUUGAGGAUCACAACCAAGGUUGUGCCUAUAACCGAACAAGAUUCUAGGAUUCACAACUAUGGUAUAACGAGAAGGGGCUCAUUCGCUCACCUCGACCUUGGAUUCAAGUUCUUCUCCUUGAGCAACGAAGCCAGCAGUGUGUUGGGACAAACAUAUAGACCGGACUACAUGAGUCGUGUAAAUGUUCGGGCAAAUCUGCCGGUAAUGGGAGGGGACAAGGAUUUCGAAACAUCAAGCCUGUUUGCCGCCGACUGCGCUGUUGCUUGGUUUGGCGGGUUGGAUCAUGGCGGAGCAUCUAUGGAGGGUAUGGAGUUGAGCUGCGCUAGUGGUAUGGAGGGGCAAGGAGUUGUAUGCAAGAGAUAG
Molecule: messenger RNA, 1425 nt
Organism: Corylus avellana
Lineage: Eukaryota; Viridiplantae; Streptophyta; Magnoliopsida; Fagales; Betulaceae
Source: RefSeq, a predicted model, not a curated record